GUAUCAUGAUAGCACAGAAGCUCAAGUUACCUCUUUUGAUGAUGAAUUGGCAGAUAAGAACGUUUUACCAGCAGUACCUGCAGAGCUCAAUCUCUUAG
Acanthoscelides obtectus is the source of this 98-nucleotide messenger RNA. The record is from the annotation of a GenBank genome assembly. Lineage: Eukaryota; Metazoa; Arthropoda; Insecta; Coleoptera; Chrysomelidae.